Messenger RNA from Erinaceus europaeus (western European hedgehog), 4036 nucleotides. RefSeq names its product RNA binding motif protein 12B (gene RBM12B). Bases 583 to 3459 code for a protein of 958 amino acids. Gene Ontology annotation, molecular function: RNA binding. Gene Ontology annotation, cellular component: nucleoplasm; ribonucleoprotein complex. The record is from RefSeq and is a predicted model, not a curated record. Lineage: Eukaryota; Metazoa; Chordata; Mammalia; Eulipotyphla; Erinaceidae. Gene Ontology annotation, biological process: regulation of RNA splicing. The transcript is spliced from 3 exons.
GCCAAUCCAGGGCGCGCGGGCUGGCAGUGUUUGCUCCGCCCCCUGGCAACAGGAAGCGACAUAGCGUCAGGGCGUGUGCGCAGAUGCUGUGGGCGGUGGUUUACGUUCGGAGUGCGCAUGGGCAGAUAAACUGCAUCCGUUUGUCCGAGCGGAGGGGACUGUGGGCGCCAUCUUCUUCGAGGCUCCCUAAAUGUUCUUCCGGUUGUAGAAAGAGCGGUAGCGAGUAGUAGUGCGCCCUUCCUCUCGUCACCACCGCCGCCAGCCCAGGCCUCGCGUGUCCGACGCGGCAGCUGUGCGUGUCCACUGCCACGCGCGGAACGAGGCGGCGGAGGUGGAGCCGGGCUGGCGGCAUCGCGGGCGACGGACCCGGGGACGACGGGCAGGGGCCGCGCCGGGAGCCAGCGUAGCUUCUGCCGUUCGCUUCCCACCUACUCGCCUUCCCAGCCGUCUGCCUGUCGGGGGUGUUGUGUGUGCGCGACCGCGGAGACCGCUCUGCUAGUUAAGUUGCUUUUACAGAAUUAACAGGGUCUACAAGAAAUUAAAAAUAAAAAAAGGUUAUUAUUGCUGUGGUUUGAACUCAGCAUGGCUGUAGUCAUCCGUUUACUGAGGCUUCCUUUAAUUGCGGGGCCUGUGGAUAUUCGUCAUUUCUUCACGGGAUUGACUAUUCCUGAUGGAGGAGUGCAUAUAAUUGGAGGGAAAAUAGGGGAGGCUUUUGUUAUUUUUGCAACAGAUGAAGAUGCAAGACGUGCUGUAAGUCGUUCAGGAGGGUUUAUCAAGGAUUCAUCUGUAGAACUCUUUCUUAGUAGUAAGGCAGAAAUGCAGAAGACUAUACAGCUGAAAAGAACUGAUCGCCUAGGAAGAAAGUGGCCAGGAUCUGGGGCUUCGGGGUUUGGAAAAUUACCUAAUUUUGCUGAAGUUGUUAAAGAAGAAACAAGUAAUUCUGAGUAUGACUCUUCAAGUAAUCAAGAUGCUGGAUUUCGUACUAAUGGUAUAGAACAUGGUGAUUCAAGACCAAGAAAGACAAGACCAUUGAAGGCUGAGAAUCCUUAUUUGUUUCUACGAGGUUUGCCUUAUUUAGUGAAUGAAAAUGAUGUACGUAUUUUUUUCUCUGAUUUGUGUGUGGAUGGAGUAAUUUUCUUAAAGCAGGAUGAUGGCCGGAACAGUGGUGAUGCCAUAGUAAAAUUUGCUUCAUGUAUUGAUGCUACCGGAGGUCUUAAAUGCCACAGAAAUUUCAUGGGGUCAAGAUUUAUUGAGGUAAUGCAGAGCUCAGAACAACAGUGGAUUGAGUUUGGUGGUAAUGAAACUAAGGAUCAUGACAUGCCUAUAAGAAAUGAACAUUCUCCAUCAAGAGGAUUUAGUGAUAGAUAUUUUCGAAAGCGGUCUCAUUCAGAAUCACCCAGAAGAACACGUUCUCGUUCUCCACUUGGACAUUAUGUUCACUUAAAAAAUCUCUCACUAAAUAUUGACAAAAGAGAUAUAAGGAAUUUUUUUAGUGAUACAGAUCUAUCUAAUGAACAGAUUAGGUUUUUAUAUAAAGAUGAAAGAAGGACAAGAUAUGCUUUUGUGAUGUUCAAGACUCUAAAAGACUAUAAUACUGCUUUAGCUUUACAUAAAACUGUCUUACAGUAUCGUCUAGUCUAUGUUGAUCCUGUUUCUAGGAAACAAAUGCUGAAAUUCAUUGAAUAUUAUGAAAAGAAAAGACCACCAUCAGCAGAGAAAGAGAGACUUGGACAUGCUUCACAAAAAUAUUCUCAAGAAGGCUACUCUGGCCAGAAACUGUGCAUAUAUAUAAGAAAUUUUCCAUUUGAUGUUACAAAAGUUGAAGUGCAGAAAUUCUUUGCAGAGUUUUCUCUUCCUGAGGAUGACAUUUACUUGCUUUAUGAUGACAAAGGAUUUGGUCUGGGAGAAGCAUUGGUGAAAUUUCAAUCAGAAGAACAGGCCAUGAAAGCAGAGCGUUUAAACAGACGCAGAUUCUUGGGGACGGAGGUUUUAUUAAGACUUAUAUCUGAUGCCCAAAUGCAAGAGUUUGGUGUUAAUUUUCCCUUGAUGCCCAAUGAGAAAAUACGUGAUCACUCACAGUCAUGUGACAGAGAUGACUAUUGUCAUUCAUUUGACUCAAAUGAUCCACACAUACACUCAGUUGGACCUUCUGAAAACUUUAGGCAUCCCCAGGGGAAUUUUCGACAGGUGGAUAGGCGACCUCCAGAGGACUUCAGGUGUUCCCCGGAAGACUUUAGAUGCUCUCGGGAAGGACACUUCAAGCAACCUCAUGAUGAAGACUCCAGGCGCUUUCGGGAGAAUUCCAGGCACUCUCGGGAGAGCUCCAGGCACUCUCGGGAGAACUCCAGGCACUCUGCGGAGAAGAACUUUAGGCACCCUCGGGAGGAGGAUUGGAGGUGUCCCCCUGAGGAUUACAGGAGACCACCUAAGGAGGACUGGAGGCGGCAGGUGGAGGGAGACUUUCAGAGGCUACCUGAGGAGGAUUGGAAAGGACCACAUAGGGAAGACUUGAGACGGCAUCCUCAUGGGGAAUGGAGACGACCAGCUGAUGAGGAUUUCAGGCAACUACAUGAUGAGGACUAUAGGCAGCAAUCUGAGGAAGACUUUAGGCAAUCUCCUGAGGAGGAUUAUAGGCAUUCUCCUAAGAACUUCCGGCGGCCACCCCACGGACACUUAAGACGUCCUCCCCCAGGACACUUCAGGAGGCCAUCUCAGGAGCACUUUCGACGACCAUCCCAGGAGCACCCUCGACCAUCCCAGGAGCACCCUCGACGGCCACCCCAGGAACAUUUUAGGCGUCCUCCCCAGGAGCACGUUCGGAGACCACCCCAAGAGCAUUUCAGGCGACCAAGAGAGGAAGGAUACAGGCAUUCACUGGAUGAAGAUUUUAGGGAAACUCAUGAUGAAGAUUUUAGGCAUCUUCAUGAUGAGGACUUCAGGAUCCCCCAGGAGGAGGGUUUUAGAUGUUCUGAUGAGGACUUUAGGAGACUGCCUGAGGAGGAUCUUGGGGAAGCUCUGGAGGAGGACCCUAGACUUCCAGACAAUUUCAGACCUCCUGGUAGGGACUUUAGGAGUCCACCAGGUGAUUUUAGAAAUCGUCGUCCUGUUGUGAAUUUUGGUCGUCCAGAAGGUGGCAAGUUCAAUUUUGGAAAGCGUAGUAUGGAAAAUUUUCCACCAGGGAAAUUUAUUCCUAAUCCAAAAUUAAAUUGUAGCUCUGGUAGAGUAACUCCUAUUAAGAUAAUGAAUCUUCCAUUUAAAGCUAAUGUUAAUGAGAUUUUAGACUUUUUCCAUGGUUACAAAAUCAUACCUGAUUCAGUUUCAAUACAGUAUAAUGAGCAAGGAUUACCUACAGGGGAAGCCAUUGUUGCUAUGAUAAAUUAUAGUGAAGCUAUGGCUGCUAUUAGAGAUCUAAAUGAUAGACCAGUUGGCCCUCGAAAAGUUCAAUUAAUUUUGCUCUAGAGAGCAUUUCUAAAUUCACACUUAUCUUACCUACAGUAUUGAUGCAGUAAACUAUAUUUGUUGAAUGUUUUUCUUAAUUAUCUAAUGAAAAGGAACAUCUUCAUUUUGACCUGUGAAUAGAACAGAUGUAAAUAGAAUGUGAAUCUGACUUUCUUUGCCUGCAAAUUGCCUUUUUUUUUUAAUUUAAAAUUUUUUGAUGGAGAAGAAAAUUCCUUGAGUUUCCUUAAUUUUUGUUGAUGUCAUCGGUAAGCCACAAGAUCUGUAUAAAGUAGAGGUGUAUUUGGGAAGGAUAAAUCUUACAUUCACUUUUGUUUCCCUUUUGUAGUCUAUAUCUUACUAAACUGUGUAAAGAAAUAGUGAUUUCAUGUUCAGGUUUGGCAUUUUCAUUGCUAACUGCCUGUAGAAUUAAUGCCCUCUUCAUUGUCUUUCAGGUAUUACUGUGUUAACCCUAUUACUUACAAAUAGUUAAAAAAAAAAUGAACAGACUGUGAAUUUGAAGUUUACUUUGUAAAAAGCUAAGAUUCUUAAAAGUUUUUGGUCAUACAAAGUUUUAUAAAAUAAAAACAUUGCAACUGAA